Molecule: messenger RNA, 981 nt
Organism: Colletotrichum scovillei
Lineage: Eukaryota; Fungi; Ascomycota; Sordariomycetes; Glomerellales; Glomerellaceae
Product: TAM domain methyltransferase
Exons: 9
Coding region: 37-981 (314 amino acids)
Molecular function (GO): methyltransferase activity
Source: RefSeq, a predicted model, not a curated record
ACAAAAACGACCUGGACAAGUCCAGAGCGAAGAGAUAUGGCUGCCGCUGGGCAACCUCUGGAGCCCGAUACAUUUGAUUCGGACUCGGCAAUCUCGGAGCUUCGGAAUGGCAGUACCGACUCGCCUACCCCGAGUAUGUUGACGGUGCUGGAGGAGAAUGGCAGGACAUAUCACGCAAUGAGUUCCGGGAAAUACCCGUUUCCCAACGACAUUGUCGAGCAGGAACGCCUAGAUUUCCAACACCUCAUGUGGAGUGUGACGCUGGGCGACAAGCUGUGCUUAUGUCCUAAGGACUCACAAAAGGCAAAGCGCGUGCUGGACGCCGGGACGGGCACCGGGAUCUGGGCGAUGGAUUACGCGGACGCACAUCCGGAAGCCAAGGUCAUUGGUGUAGAUCUGAGCAACAUCCAACCAAAAUGGACCCCUCCGAACUUGACAUGGGAGCUGGAUGACCUAGAGCAAAAUUGGACUUGGUCUCAGCCGUUCGAUUUCAUCUUCGUCCGCAUGCUAGCAGGGAGUCUCAAAAACUACCAAGACUUUAUAAACCAAGCCUUCGAAAACCUUGAACCAGGCGGCUACCUGGAAAUGCAAGACCUCUCCCUCCCCUAUCGCUGCGACGACGCAUCCCUAACGCCAGACUCCCCAAUCCACAAACUCUCCGACCUUUUUCUCAGAGGCGGCCGCGUCACAGGCCGCAACAUGGACGCGGCGCCCACCUACGCCGCCCUCAUGCGCACCGCGGGCUUCGUCGACGUCCAAGAACGACAGUUCAAGUGGCCCGUCAACGCGUGGCCGCGCGACCCGCACUUCAAGACCUUGGGCGCGUACACGCACUGUAACCUCGACCACGGGCUCGAAGGGUUGACGUUGGGGCUCGCGACGAGGAAUUUGGGGUGGAGUAAAGAGGAGACGCUGCUUUUUUGCGCGACGGUGAGGAAGAGUUUGAGGAGCCAUAAGGUGCAUGCUUAUGUUCCUUUGUAA